Molecule: messenger RNA, 228 nt
Organism: Funneliformis geosporum
Lineage: Eukaryota; Fungi; Glomeromycota; Glomeromycetes; Glomerales; Glomeraceae
Source: the annotation of a GenBank genome assembly
AUGUUAACUGAAGGUUCAAUAUAUACUACUCAAAGCAAAGAAUUUCAAGAGGUUCAUUUAAAGUAUCACCUGGUAUUAAGUCCUGAUGGACGAUUGGCUGCCUCUUUUAAUACUGAAAAUCACGAAUUGAUAAUAUACGAGACGGAAAUUCAAAAUAUAGGAACGGAAAUUUUUAAUAAAUCAACACCAAUCAAAUAUAAUGAUUACGCAAAGUUGGAUUUACCUUCC